Messenger RNA from Saccostrea echinata, 1666 nucleotides. RefSeq names its product octopine dehydrogenase-like. The transcript is spliced from 2 exons. The record is from RefSeq and is a predicted model, not a curated record. Gene Ontology annotation, molecular function: oxidoreductase activity. The coding region runs from base 187 to 1404 and encodes 405 amino acids. NCBI's taxonomy places the organism in Eukaryota, Metazoa, Mollusca, Bivalvia, Ostreida, Ostreidae.
UGAAAACAAAUGUAAUAACCACGGCACGCUUAUAUUGUCAUGCAGGGAACUGAAUAGGAUAAAUUAUAUUACUAUCUACAGUGGAGAUCCAAUUUCUGCACGUGCGCGCGCCGUGUUGUUUCAGUAGCCACCGUGUGGGUGCCACUCUUGUUGGAUAUUUUUUUUCCCUUACAGAUUUACGGAAUCAUGCCUUCUGGACCGUUAAAGAUAUGUGUCUGUGGAGGUGGGAGCAACGCUCACCUUGUGGCUGCCUUCUCUGCUUCAAAUCCUGACGCAGAAACACGCAUUCUGGACCUAAACGAAGAAGAGGCCAAAAAAUGGGAAAAUCUCAUCGACAAGAAAGAGAUGGUUUUAAGCAUUAACGAAGACAAUGGAACUAAGAGAGAAGUGAAGGCUAAACCAAGACUGGUGACGAGUAAUCCAAAGGAAGCCCUCAACGGAUGUGACCUCAUCAUCCUUACAACGUCAGCGAUGGACCAUGGUAAAUAUCUACAAGCAAUAGAACCAUUUGCAAGCAAGAACACCGUCAUCGUGGGACUACCGGGUAAACCUGGAUUCGAAUACUUAUGUUACAAUAUAUUAGGCAGCAAAGCUGAUCUGUGUACUUUCUUGUCUUUUGAAGAACCGUCAUGGUCAUCUAAAAUUGUAGAAUUCGGAAAUCACGUAGAAGCUCUCAGUGCGAUGCAGGUUUUGGUUGGCUCAAUUGUUCGCGGAAGAGGCAUUUGCAGACGACCACCUCUUAUGUGCCUACAAAUGAUACAUGGUAGUAAGCCGCUAUUUCGUCCAUCCAAACAUUUUCUAGAGGUUACACUAAUGCCCAAUACGUUCUUUUGUCCAGUAAUUAUUUACGGACAAUGGGGAAAAUGGGAUGGGAAACCGGUCUCCGAAACACCACUCUUUUAUCAUGGAAUGAGCAAAGAAACUGCUGAAAUAUUAAAUACAUGCAGCCAAGAAUGUUUGGAUGUGGCGCGAGCAAUUACAACAUCUGAGAAGGUCAGAGUUGACUUGACUGGUGUUCAAGAUUUGUAUCAGUGGUGCAUUGAAAGAUUCAAGGGAGACAUUAGCAACAAUGCCGAUUUGUACACUACUAUCACCACCAAUAAGCAAUUUGCUGACGUCAGGCACACAAUGAAAGAAGUAGACGGUGGUCUAGUGCCGGACUUUGGACGUCUGGUUGAGGACUUAGAAGCAGGGUUAGUGGUCAUCAAGGGGAUUGCACUUCUAAUGGAAGUUCCUACUCCCAAAACAGAUGAACUGAUCGGGUGGUGCCAGGAAAAAGUUGGCAAAGAGUAUUUAGUGAAUGGAGAAUUAACAGGAAAUGACGUGGCAACAUCUAGAUGCCCUCAAAGAUUUGGACUUUGUACAAUAGAGGCAUUAGUGAAUGGAAAAAUUGAGGAACACUAACUUAAAGAAUUAUUAAAAAAAAAACGAAUAUUUAGAUAUUUUUGUACAUCAUUCCAUUAAUCAAAACCUUAACCUGAAAUAUAUUUUUGAAAACAGGCAGGUCUGUGUGACCUGUGGACAUAAACUGUAACAACUUAUACAGUAAUAAGUACUUUCAUGUAAAUUUCAUCUGCAUCUGUCUAGAUCAGCACCUGUUACUGGUUGAUGUUAAGCAGAAAUGUUACAGUAUUCACGAGUAAAGAUAAUCAUUGAUAACUACUAA